GAUGCUCCAAUUUCUGCACCGCGUAAACAUACCGUAAUUCAUUAAUUCAUCAGCCCCUGUAUACAGCAUCGGCUAAAAAUGACGACACGUUUGGACCGUUUGGUCCUUCUUCUGGAUACAGGAUCUACACCCGCUGUGCGUGCAACGGCUGCUCAACAGCUGGGAGAGAUUCAAAGGCAGCAUCCCGGAGAGCUACAUAACUUGUUAUCGAGGGUUAUUGUGCAUUUGAGCAAUAAAGAAUGGGAUACCCGAAUUGCCGCUGGACAAGCGAUCGAGGCCAUUGCUAAAAAUGUGCCCCAAUGGGAUCCUCCCGAAAUUAUCAAAUUAGAAAACGAACAGUGUUCUGUAAAUGAAACAAAUGAUAAUAAAUAUUCGUUUGAAACGUUUGAUAUUGCAAGUGUAUUGCAGAAAGGUAAAACUUUGUUGGGCUCAGCUGGCAAGGAAUAUGAUCUUGAUUUGAGCGAUCUAGAUCCGGCACAACGGCUAGCACUUCAACAUAAAAACCUUAAGGAAAGAUUAGGGUUAGGUAGCGAAUUUAUGGAUGUUGAUUUGUUGGAUGAUGUGGAUAUAAGUGGAACUUCAGCGCCACAAACUAUACAAACACAAAAGACAGAGUUUAUUGCACAACAACUACCUUCGCAGCCUCGUUCUCCUGGGUUGCCCCCCGAAGAAUUGGCUGGGUUAAGUGCACGAGAAAGGAAUAAAUUGAAAAGGAAAGCAAAAAGUGACGCAAAAAACAAAGGAAAAGAAAAGAUGCGUGUAGUCGAAAUGAGUGGAAGGAAAACAGGUGCUGAAACCACAGCACCACUUGCAGCCCCUGUUUCGCCAUCUACUGUAAAAGUUGAACCUGAUGUACCUGAUUCAGCACAAAACGAUGGUUAUUUUAAUUUUACACCGCAACCUUGUUCUAGCAAGAUUGUGGUUGAGGCUAAGAAAGACAAUUCUACUAAUGUAUCAGAUGAACAAUCUAAUGAAUGGCCAUUUGAGAAAGUGUGUGAAUCACUAUGUGUGUCUUUAUUUAAUUCGUGUUGGGAAGUUAGACACGGUGCAUGUAUUGGGCUGAGGGAAAUAUUAAAAGUACACGGAAGUGGUGCGGGGAAAGUUGUGGGAUUAACCAAGGCAGAAAACGAAGCACGUCAUAAUAAAUGGUUAGACGAUAUAGCAAUUCGGUUGCUUUGUGUUUUUGCACUAGAUAGGUUUGGAGAUUUUGUAUCAGAUCAGGUUGUUGCACCCGUACGUGAAACGUGCUCACAGACUAUGGGUGCCCUUUUACGUUAUAUGUCUCCUGAGGGUGUUGAAAAUGUACAUAAAGUAUUAUUGAGAAUGAUUUAUCAAACAGAUUUAAUUAAUAGUUCAACAUCAAUAUGGGAAGUUCGACAUGCUGGAAUGUUGGGCUUGAAAUAUGCUGUUGCUGUCCGUAAGGACUUAGUGAAUAUGUUGUUGGAUGGUACUGUCGGCGCUGUUAUAUUGGGAUUAAAAGAUAGUGACGAUGAUGUUCGUGCAGUAGCCGCGUCAAUCUUAAUUCCAAUUGCAGAUUCCUUCGUUAGUUAUUCAUCUAAUAAGAUACCUGAAAUUGUUUCAGUUUUGUGGGAUUGUCUAAAGGAUCUGAAGGAUGAUUUAACUGCGUCCACAGCAAGUGUGAUGGAUUUCUUAGCCAAAUUAUUUUCAUUCCCAAGUGUCCUGGAAUAUAUGCGUAUUGCUGCUGCAUCAGAUCCAAGUCAUUCUUUAACAACGUUAAUACCAAGAUUAUAUCCGUUUUUUCGGCAUACUAUUACUUCUGUACGUUCAGCGGUUCUUAAUACACUUUUAACUUUUUUGGGUAUGAAUGAUGUAGAAGAAUGGGUUGACCAUCGUACUUUCAGGCUUGUGCUUCAAAAUAUGAUAGUCGAAGAAAAAAAGGAAGUUCUUGAUUUAUCCGUCAAAGUUUGGUCCGCAUUAGUAUCUCAUUCGGCAUUACCUUAUCAAAAUAAACUUUUCCAAUUCACAUCACAACAUAUUUCUACUUGGUUCAUGAUUGUAAUGACACCGCUAGGCACUCCAAUUGAUCGUCGGUUAUUUUUUGUACCCGAAGGAACAAUCCCAAUGGAUAUAGUUCCUACGUCAGCACCUUCUGCUACCUCAUCAGUUUCACGUCGACGAGGACAGAGCCGUAACCAAACAAGUAAUGGGAAUAUGGAUGAGUCAAUUGGUCAUAAUAUUGAUGCUGGAAUGUUACAACAGGAUUUUGCUCUAGUUAGUGUAGAUAUAGUGUUAAGGGGAAGAGUCUCCGCUUCCAAGGGGUUGGGUAUGCUUAUGAGUAGAUGGCCAAAUGAAUCAUUGGAAGCAACGUUUAAGGAAAUACUUGUGUCUUGCCUUUCAUCUUCAUGGGCCUCAAAUAAGCAACUUGCGGCUGUCAUCAUUGAAGAAUGGUCAAGAUCAGUUUUAGACAAUAGUGGUCCAGACUACCAAAAUCCUUUGAUUGAAUCUUUACCUUUCGCAUCGAAUAUUUCUGAAUUUAUGGUUCAAAUGCUCGAGUCUGAGCCGCCAAGUUUCUAUUCGGAGCUCGUUACUAUACUACGUCGUAUCAGGGGCGAAUGCCAAGCAAUGUUGAAUACUUUUGUUUCUGUAGGCAGAAUUAAUUCUGCUAAUAUACCUGUUUUACCUAUGCACGCUCUUGGUGAAGUACAAGCAGAUCCUUCAACAUUAUUUAGUGUUGAAAUAGCGGCAGAUCUUGCAACAACAACAUUCGACAAUUUAUCUGCUCAGGUUUCUGGAAGGAGUAGAAGAUCUGCACAAGUCCAACCAGAAGAACGACAUUUGCAACUACAGGAUCGUAAGCGUCGUGUGUUGGCUUCAAUUGGUUAUUAUGAGUCAACAAAACAAAAAAAUGAUAUAGUAGUAUUUGCGGCUAUAGCAGGAGCUGUUGUUGCAUUACGAGCUUUACCGCCGAAAUUGAAUCCGAUAAUCAGAUCUAUCAUGAAUUCUAUUAAGUCGGAGGAAAAUAUAGGUUUACAACAACGUUCUGCAGCUACUUUAGCCAGUCUUGUUUCUCUUUGUUCAGUGGCAGAUAAUUCAGUUAGAGUUAAUCCUAAUGAAAAAAUUGUUAAGAAUUUGUGUACUUUCCUCUGUUCUGAUCCAACUACAACUCCUGAUAUACAGAACAAUCACAAGAAGGAAGGUAUUCUAUCAUUACAUAAAGCUAAAGAACCAGACAAAACUUCAUCUAAUGGCGAUGCCUCAAGUGAUGAUGAGAGACUCAGAUCACAAAAAUUAAUAAGGCGUGGUGCUGAAACAGCUUUGAGAGAAUUCGCUACACAAUUUGGCCCAAAAUUAUUUGAAGUAGUACCAAAAUUAUGGACCUGUAUGCGUUCAUCACUUGAUAACGUAUUUAGCCAUGACGACAGAGAUAAAGUAGAUGGGAUACUUGAUACUGAUAACCAUAUAGGGCAAGAUGUUAUUGAUUCUCUUCAAAUAAUCCAAUCGUUAGUGCCCGUAAUUCAUAAAUCUUUAUAUUCACAGAUUACGGAGCUGCUACCUCAUAUUGUAAAAGCUAUUCAGUGUCAAUAUUCUGUAAUUCGAUUCAUGGCAGCAAGAUGUUUUUCUACCAUUGCAAGCGUCAUUACAAUAUCAAGCAUGCAAAUCAUAAUUAAUCAAGUAAUACCAUUAUUGGGUGAUUCACGGAAUGUAAUACAUCGCCAGGGAGCUGCUGAGUUAAUUUACCAUGUUGUACAAACUAUGGAUGCAAAGAUUCUGCCUUAUGUUAUUUUUUUAAUUGUCCCAAUAUUGGGUAGAAUGAGUGAUGUAGACGAAAAUGUUCGAUUAGUGAGCACGAACUGUUUUGCCAUGUUAAUCAAGCUGGUGCCCUUAGAGGCCGGUAUACCUGAUCCGCCUGGUCUAUCAACCGAAUUAUUAAAGCAUCGUGACGAUGAACGCAAAUUCCUUUCACAACUUCUUGAUAGUAAUAAAUUGGAUCCUUAUGAGAUUCCAAUAACAAUCAAGGCUGAAUUAAGAAAAUAUCAACAAGAGGGUGUUAAUUGGUUGGCUUUCUUGAACAAAUAUCAAUUGCAUGGCAUAUUAUGUGAUGAUAUGGGUCUUGGCAAAACUCUUCAAUCAAUAUGUAUUUUGGCAAGUGACCAAUACACUCGUGCCAAAAAAUAUAGCCAAACAAUGUCACCAGACUGUGCCCCAUGUCCAUCUUUAGUAGUUUGCCCCCCUACCUUAACAGGACAUUGGUAUCAUGAAAUAUUAAAUUAUACGGAUACGCUGAAGCCAAUUCUGUAUUCUGGUAAUCCGAAAGACCGAGACAGACUUCGACCAAAAAUAAAGCAAUACGAUGUUGUUAUUAUGUCAUAUGAUAUAGUACGUAAUGAUAUAGACGAUUUAGCCAAUAUUAAUUGGAAUUAUUGUAUCCUAGAUGAAGGUCACGUUAUAAAGAAUGGCAAAACAAAAAUUACAAAAGCAGUAAAAUCUGUAAAGGCAAAUCAUCGGCUAAUAUUAUCUGGUACACCAAUACAGAAUAAUGUGCUAGAACUAUGGUCACUUUUCGAUUUCUUAAUGCCUGGAUUUUUAGGCACAGAGAAGCAAUUUAAUGAACGUUUUGGUAAACCUAUAUUAUCAAGUAGAGAUAGUAAGAGUUCUUCCAAAGAACAGGAAGCCGGUGCUUUGGCGCUUGAGGCCUUACAUAAGCAGGUGCUACCGUUCCUACUGAGACGCUUAAAAGAGGAUGUUUUGAAUGACUUACCUCCGAAAAUUAUACAAGAUUAUUAUUGUGAGCUUAGUGAUAUACAGAAACAACUUUAUGAACAAUUUGCUAAAUCACAAACUAAAAACACUGUUGAAAAUGAUCUCGAUCCGGAAUAUAUUGAAGAAGAGAAUGAGAAGAAAGCCACACAUAUAUUCCAAGCAUUACAAUAUUUGCGCAAAUUGUGCAACCAUCCUUUACUAGUUGUAAAUGAUAAACACCCACAAUAUCGCGUAGUCAUGGAUAAACUUAGAUCUAGCAAGUCUUCAUUGCAUGAUUUGGAAAAUGCUCCGAAAUUGCUUGCUUUGAAACAAUUACUACUUGAUUGCGGUAUAGGAGUAACUACAGAAUCUGAAGAAGGUACCUUAGGUGCUGGUGCUGUUAGUCAACAUCGAGCACUUAUCUUCUGUCAGCUCAAGACUAUGCUUGACAUCAUUGAAAAUGAUUUGUUCAAGCCUUUAAUGCCUUCAGUCACGUAUAUGCGACUCGAUGGCUCGGUAGAUGCCAACAAACGUCAUGGCAUAGUACAGCAGUUUAAUAAGGAUCCAUCAAUUGACGUGUUGUUGCUUACAACUCAUGUUGGGGGGCUUGGGCUCAACUUAACGGGAGCUGACACUGUGAUAUUUGUCGAACAUGAUUGGAAUCCAAUGAAGGAUUUGCAAGCUAUGGAUCGUGCUCAUCGUAUUGGACAAAAGAAAGUUGUUAAUGUAUAUCGUUUAAUUACUAGAGGAACCUUGGAAGAAAAGAUUAUGGGAUUACAAAAGUUCAAACUUAAUAUCGCUAAUUCUAUUGUUAAUCAACAAAAUUCUGGAUUGCAAAGUAUGGACACUGAACAAAUACUUGAUCUGUUUAAUGUUACGGAUAAUCAGAGAGGGGGAAAUGUAUCUUCUACAGGUGGUUCAGGAUCUAGUUUUGGUUCAAAAGGAAAGAAAGUAUCAGCUACAAAGAAUGUUUUGGAGGGGUUAGAAAAUUUAUGGGAUGAUACACAGUAUGAAGACCUUAAUUUAGAUAACUUUAUUGAAUCUCUUAAUUCGGGAAAUUGAUUGCGGUUUAAUAGAUUAUUAUAUCAGAUAGAUACUAAUUAGAAUUUUAAUGAUAAAUAUCGUUUAUUGCGUUUAGCGAAAUGCCAAUGUCAAAAGUAAAUUAUUGUUUGAUCUUUGCAAAUUAAUAGAUAUAAUAAUAAAAUAUCGAUAUUACAUCCAUUUAUCAUUUAUUUGAAAUCCAAGUAGUUAUUUAU
Rhizophagus irregularis DAOM 181602=DAOM 197198 is the source of this 5957-nucleotide messenger RNA. RefSeq lists its product as uncharacterized. The record is from RefSeq and is a predicted model, not a curated record. Lineage: Eukaryota; Fungi; Glomeromycota; Glomeromycetes; Glomerales; Glomeraceae. Gene Ontology annotation, molecular function: ATP binding; TBP-class protein binding; DNA binding.